ACUGUGCUAACAGUAAUGUGUUUGGAGGAAGGGUCUGAAAUGUCGUUUUCAAGCACCUGUUCCUGAACGAGAUUUCCAAUGUUGGUGUGCCUGUGUUUUAGGGAAAAACCAGAGGAGAUAAUUGUCAGAACAAAGAUGGGACAUGGUGCCAGCAGCUCUGUUGGUAAGGGGGGCGGGAUACCGACUCUGUACAUUUACGGACUAAGUGCCCCCGCCAGAGCAGCAUGGAUGACGGCCAAGGCUGCUGAGAUUCCAGUCCACCUCAAAUACAUCGACCUCUUUAAAGGCGAACACAAGACGCCAGACUUUGCAAAGAUCAAUCCUGAUAUGACCUUGCCAACAUUAGUAGAUGGAGAUUUUACAUUGUGGGAAAGUCGUCCUAUAAUGCAAUACAUGGUCAGCAAAUGGGGAGGGAAGCACUCCUAUUUAUAUCCUAAAGACCUUCAAAAGAGGGCCAUAUGUGAUCGACUCAUGAACUUUGACCUUGGAUCUGUGUACAAAACAGUUACAGAAUUCACAUACCCCCAGUUAUUUCAAGGGAAGCCUCCUGAUCCUGACAAAGAGGCUGCCAUGAAGAAAGCAUUCGAAUACCUCAACCGACAUUUGGAUGGUGGUCAACAGUACAUGACUGGUGAUAACCUCACAGUCGUAGACAUCUCCAUGGCAACCAAUAUCUCCUUGACUGAGAUCAAAGGUUACAAACUGGACCAGUGGCCGGAUCUGGCAAUGUGGUACCGUCGAAUGAAGGCCCUCCCUUACUGGGCCGAGUGUAAUCGUGGACUGUACGAGUGGAAGUCCCCUCAGUGA
Molecule: messenger RNA, 807 nt
Organism: Saccostrea echinata
Lineage: Eukaryota; Metazoa; Mollusca; Bivalvia; Ostreida; Ostreidae
Product: glutathione S-transferase 1-1-like
Exons: 5
Coding region: 79-807 (242 amino acids)
Biological process (GO): glutathione metabolic process
Molecular function (GO): glutathione transferase activity
Source: RefSeq, a predicted model, not a curated record